GUUUUUCCGGGAGAGACCACGCUUUCCCUCAUGCUCUCCAACGGCUCCGCCUUCCCGCCGGUGCCUGACCCUUCCCAGCGUGCCCGGCGAUUCCGGCGUGCGAGGCCCUUGGAGGGCAAGGCCCCAGGGCCUGGCUUAGGAGCGCGAGAGGCUGUCUGGGAAUUGUAGUUCACGAAUCCACGAGGGCAGCCAGAAGCUGGCGGUGAAAAAGACUCGUUGUCCCAGCGUGCUCUGCGCCCCAGCCCGCGCGCUCUCAGCUUCUCGCUCUCGGCUGCCCGCCCGCUCCUUUGCUUGCUCGCGCUUUCGUUCGCGCUCUGCUCGCGGGUCGAGGAGUGUCUGCCUACAAGCUGUGGCUGGGAAGGGAGGCAGAGGCGGCGGCUCAGGGGAAAAGAGGCUGCGGUGGUGGUGGUGGGAAGAUGUCGGGCGAGGACGAGCAGCAGGAGCAAACUAUUGCCGAGGACCUGGUCGUGACCAAGUAUAAGAUGGGGGGCGACAUCGCCAACCGUGUCCUUCGGUCUUUGGUGGAAGCUUCUAGCUCAGGUGUGUCGGUACUGAGCCUGUGUGAAAAAGGUGAUGCCAUGAUUAUGGAAGAGACAGGGAAAAUCUUCAAGAAAGAAAAAGAAAUGAAGAAAGGUAUUGCCUUUCCCACCAGCAUUUCAGUAAAUAACUGUGUAUGUCACUUCUCCCCUUUGAAGAGUGACCAGGACUAUAUUCUCAAGGAAGGCGAUUUGGUAAAAAUUGACCUUGGGGUCCAUGUGGAUGGCUUCAUUGCUAAUGUGGCUCACACUUUUGUGGUUGAUGUAGCUGAGGGCAUCCCAGUAACAGGGCGGAAAGCAGAUGUCAUUAAAGCAGCUCACCUUUGUGCUGAGGCUGCCCUACGCCUGGUCAAACCUGGAAACCAGAACACACAAGUGACAGAAGCCUGGAACAAAGUUGCCCACUCAUUUAACUGCACGCCAAUAGAAGGUAUGCUGUCACAUCAGUUGAAGCAGCAUGUCAUCGAUGGAGAGAAAACCAUUAUCCAGAAUCCCACAGACCAGCAGAAGAAGGACCAUGAAAAAGCUGAAUUUGAAGUACAUGAAGUAUAUGCUGUGGAUGUUCUUGUCAGCUCAGGAGAAGGCAAGGCCAAAGAUGCGGGGCAGAGAACCACCAUUUAUAAACGAGACCCCUCUAAACAAUAUGGCCUGAAAAUGAAAACUUCACGUGCCUUCUUCAGUGAGGUGGAGAGACGUUUUGACGCCAUGCCAUUUACUUUAAGAGCAUUUGAAGAUGAGAAGAAGGCCCGGAUGGGUGUGGUAGAGUGUGCCAAACAUGAACUGCUACAACCAUUUAAUGUUCUCUAUGAGAAGGAAGGUGAAUUUGUUGCCCAGUUUAAAUUUACAGUUCUACUCAUGCCCAAUGGCCCCAUGAGGAUAACCAGUGGUCCCUUUGAGCCUGACCUCUACAAGUCUGAGAUGGAGGUCCAGGAUGUAGAGCUGAAGGCCCUCCUCCAGAGUUCUGCAAGCCGGAAAACUCAGAAAAAGAAAAAAAAGAAGGCCUCCAAGACUGCAGAGAACGCAACCAGUGGGGAAACAUUAGAAGAGAAUGAAGCUGGGGACUGAGGUGGGUCCCAUCUCCCCAGCUUGCUGCUCCUGCCUCAUCCCCUUCCCACCAUACCCCAAGCUCUGUGAAGUGCAGUUCGUCUUCUCCAUCCAGGACCACCAGCAGAGCGGGGUCUCCCUGCCCCUAUCCCAGUCCCCCAACCCACCCCUUUCCAACAACAACCAGCUCUAACUGACUCUGGUCUUGGGAGGUCAGGCUUCCCAGCCACUGAAGACUACUUUAAAUAGAAAAAGAGAAAUUGAAUAAUAAAAUCAGGAGUUAAAAUCCAUCAUCUUCAAGCCCCUCUUUCUAGUCUUUUUCUACUAUGUUUGGUCAGUGUUGGUGGCCCUACAACAGAACAGGGAGGAGGCUAAAUUAGCCACCACCACUAAAAACUGAGCUGAAAUUUUUUUAUGCCACUCAAAUGACAGCAUAUUGUCAUCCAUUUGGGGCUUUUUCUCUCUUUCCUCACUUCCCUAAAGUAUUUUAUCUGGCCUCAACAUAGAGGAAAACAUUGUUUUUAUUCACAUGGCAGUUUCCUCUUAAUUGUCCAGGCUGUCUGGUCAGGCCUCUCCCAUUUUAAGGAGCUGGAACCUGCGUUUACCAAGGGAUUAUCUGUCAAACGGAUCCUCACUUGUAAAUUUUGAGUCAUUUUUGUUUUGCAAGAUUUUUUUCUUUUCCUUUUCACAAAGCUAUAAAGAAGUAAUCCAUCUCAACCAUGUCCUUUUCUUUGGAGCCAGCAAGAUCUUUCCUUCCUCCAUCUUAGGCAAACUUGAGCUGGAAACUCAACUGUGGUUUUAUUCCCUGUAUGAGAUAUUUUGACCUCCCCCUUUUGAAAGAAAGACCAGGAACCAGAGUUACAGACUGACUGAAGAGACAACUCCUGGCUCUUUCUGAAGUUGUGGACCUGGAUUGGAUGAAUUGGUGGGGGUUUGGAGAGAAAGGUGAUGAAUUUCAGUACCUCUGGCAUGCUGUCCCAGAAAACUAGGGCUCCCACUAACUUAUGAGGUUUUUAAACACAUUAAAAAUAAGAUGGUGUUAAAAUAAAUUUGGAUUUGGUCAUACUGA
Molecule: messenger RNA, 2649 nt
Organism: Orycteropus afer afer
Lineage: Eukaryota; Metazoa; Chordata; Mammalia; Tubulidentata; Orycteropodidae
Gene: PA2G4
Product: proliferation-associated 2G4
Source: RefSeq, a predicted model, not a curated record